AAAAAGUGUCAGGUCGGUCGACUUCAACUGUCAGUCAAGCCAGUAUAAAUAUUGCCCACGUUGGUUUGUUAUUUUUGUAGUAAUUUAAUAUUACUGGUUUAAAGAAUUUAGUGUAGAAUAAAACUUAUCAAAAUGGCGAAAAAAGGCAAACCGAAGAUCAGUAAGGUAAAAAGAAACAACCAGACUACAAAUAAAAUGAGGAAAAAGGGUCAACUGAAGUUGCAGAGGCAUAAAAAUAAGGUUCAGAAACAGAAACAACCUUCACAGCAGCCUCAGAUAGAAUACAGUAGUGAGAGCGAACCGGAGUCCGGGGACGAGUUCGGAGACAUGUUGGAUGAUGACGAACAGCAGUAUCUGAUGACCCGCCUGUCCAAACAGCCACAACUGUUGUCCAAUGUGCCGGAAGAACAGAAGGCCAACAAAAGGUCUAAAAAACGUAAAAAAGAAAAGAAAGAAAAGUUCCCGAAACCCAACAAAGGCAGUGACAGUGGAGCAGAGAGUGAGGACUUGUCCGACAGUGACCUAGAGGAAAAGUAUGAACAGGAGCAGUCUGAGAGGCCGGCAAAGAGGAUGCGGCCGCUGCUGCCCAUCAAAACUAAACAGGGACUGAUGGAGAGGAGUGAGGAAGUAGAAGAAUCUGACUCAGACCAACAAGAAGAAGAGGAAGCCUCAGAAACACAAAUCAAACAGCCAAAGGAACCAACAGAUGAGGAUUCAGACUCUGACUCCGGGAUGGAGGGCACGGAUGAGGGGGAGGCGCCGCCUGACGGUGAGAAGGUGAUCACCGCUGUGGAGCUGUUGGCGGCCAGGAGAGAUAAGCUACAGCAUGAUAAGUUGAGGAUAGGAGCACUGUGCUCUUCUCUGUUAGAAGCUCCUGAAAAGAAGUUAAAGAACCUAUUCCCGAUCCUGUACUUGAUGGAGGAGCGCUUGAAGGACGGCACCCUGAACCUGGUGUCCAUCCGCAAGCUGGCCACGGUGUCCGCCUGCGAGGUGUUCAAGGACAUCCUGCCCGAGUACAUGCUGCGGCAUCAGGACUACUCCAAUGUUAAAUUGAAGAAAGACACACUAUCACUGUACAAAUACGAGAAAGAGUUGCUGGAGUUCUACAAGCGGUACCUGCAGCGGCUGGAGAAGGCGGCCGGCGUGCUGCGGCGGAAGAAGGGGGAUACCAGGAAGCCAGACGAGUCCGCCAUCAACCUGGCGCUGGUGUCUCUCCGCUGCAUGUGCGCGCUGCUGGUGUCGCGGCCGCACUUCAACUACGCGGCCAACAUCGCGCAGAGCGUGGUCCCGCACCUGGACAGCCGCGACCCGCGCGCGAGGCAGGCCGUCACCGACUGCUGCGCCAGCGUGUUCGCCGACGACAACAGGGGCGAUAUCACGCUCACCGUGGUCCGCCUAAUCAACCAAUUAGUGAAGCGUCGUAACGAGCGCCUGGACCCGGCCGCGCUCGACUGUCUGCUCACCCUCAAGAUACGAGACGUCGACAUGGACGCGGAGGCAGAGAUCAAGACCAAGAAGAAACUCGAUGAGAAACACAAGAAGAGGAUCGUCAACCUGUCCAAGAAGGAGAAGAAGCGUGCAAAAAAACUAAAAGAAGUAGAGAAAGAGUUGCUGGAGACGGAGGCGCAGGAGAGUGAGAUGGCGCGACGCAAGCAACUGACAGAGGUCACCAAGACCGUGUUCCACAUCUACUUCCGGCUGCUCAAGACCGCGCCGCGCUCCAAGCUGCUAGCAGCCGCGCUUAACGGACUCGCCAAGUUCACCCACGUGAUCAACCUAGAGUUCUACUCGGACCUGGUGUCGAUCCUGGCGCAGCUGAUCUCGGACGAGCUGGUGGGGGCUCGCGAGCGCCUGCUGUGCGUGCGGACUGUGCUGGCCGUGCUGGCGGGCGCGGGGGACGCGCUCAGCGUCGACCCCGACAAGUUCCACGCAUAUCUCUAUGUGGCCAUGCUCGGGGCGCAUGCUGGUAAAUCACACGAGGAUGCUCGCAUAAUCCUGGAGUCAGUGACCCAGAUCUGCGCUCGCGCGCGACGCGUGUCCCCGGCGGUACUGCAGGCCUUCGCCAAGCGCCUGGCCACGCUGGCGCCGCAGCUGCUGCACAACGGGACCCUCGCCUGUCUGGCGCUUCUGCAGCAACUCGCACAGCAAAGCAAGGCAGUAGCGACCCUGCUGGAGGCCGACAGUGAGGCGGGCGGGUCGGGCCGCUUCUGCCCGCUGCUGGCGUCGCCCUCUCACUGCAACGCGCACGCGGCCGCUCCCCACGAGCUGUGCUCCCUCCGGCGCCACUACCACCCCACCGUCAGGGCCACUGCCGGGGCUGUGCUGCUGGCCAACCUGCCGCAGGAACUGCACAAGAUGUCACCGGCUACCAUUUUCCACACAUACGACGGUUCUCAGAUGGCAUUCAAGCCGGCAGUCACUCCGCCAGCCAAGGUCGAACAAAGCAAGAAACCAACAAACAUAUAUGCGUGGGCGCAGCCUAGCUUCAGAGACGCGUGUAAAGCUAUAGAGGACAGUGUCAACAUGGUCAUAGAUAGUAGCUGAGGAAAUAAAAUACUUGACUGUUUA
This is a messenger RNA of Trichoplusia ni (cabbage looper), 2568 nucleotides long. It is a transcript of the gene Noc3, whose product is annotated as nucleolar complex protein 3 homolog. Gene Ontology annotation, cellular component: nucleolus. Gene Ontology annotation, molecular function: chromatin binding. Bases 133 to 2544 code for a protein of 803 amino acids. Gene Ontology annotation, biological process: DNA replication initiation. Lineage: Eukaryota; Metazoa; Arthropoda; Insecta; Lepidoptera; Noctuidae. The record is from RefSeq and is a predicted model, not a curated record. The transcript has 13 exons.